Micropterus dolomieu (smallmouth bass) is the source of this 5982-nucleotide messenger RNA. Its product is annotated as rho GTPase-activating protein SYDE1. The record is from RefSeq and is a predicted model, not a curated record. Lineage: Eukaryota; Metazoa; Chordata; Actinopteri; Centrarchiformes; Centrarchidae. The transcript has 14 exons. Gene Ontology annotation, biological process: signal transduction. Bases 120 to 3119 code for a protein of 999 amino acids.
UGAACGAGGAGUCGGAGACAUGGACAUGAUGAAAGAGCGCUGACCCCUCUUCUCCUGCUGGAUUCUCCCCGUCCAGGAGGACCAAGGAGGACCGAGGAGGAGGAGGAGGGGGGACCACUAUGGCCGAGCCUCUGCUGAAGAGAACCUUCUCCAGGCUGAGAGGCAAAGACAGAUCCAGGAGGAAGACGGACCCCAAACUGAGCGAUGUUCCAGUAAAGAACGACACUGUGCUCCAGACGCCUUCAUCGUCAUCAUCAUCAUCAUCACCACCGAUGACGACAACAAGACCUCCACCAGCAGCAGACCCUGACCCCCCCUCACCCCCACAUAACCACAUCACAGUUGCUAAGAAACAGUCGUGGGCACGGCAGGGCUCCGUGGCACCGCCCAGCAUCCUGCCCUCAGGUUCUGCCCCCAGACCCUCUGACCGGGAACGACCAUCAGGGACAUCCCAAGAUGCAUCUGGGCAGGCCUGGAGUCAGAGACUAGUACAGCAUAAGACAGAGCAGUGUGGCGACAGGGUGAGUGUUAGUCUGGCCUGGGAUAUGACCAGCACCCCCUGUAUUCCUGUCAGUUCUACGGCAGUCCACCAGGAAGCUCCCGAGCCAGCAGGGGCCCCCCCUGACGUGCCCGCUACCUCUGUCAGCACCAAGUCUGGCCAGCGUGCGUAUCUGCAAAGUCUGGAUCGCAGCAGCCGAGCCUGGGUGCUGUCUUCAGGAAAGAUCCAGGCUUCAGAUGAGGCCUAUAGGCUUCAGGAGGAUAGCGGCAGCAACAUCUGGUACAACCCGAUCCCUGAGGAGGAGGAUGCAGGAGGUCCACACAGAGAGGAGGAGAUAUGGAGGAAGAGGGAUGAGAGCGGGGACGGAGGAGCAUCAAAGAUUCCCGGAGAUAAAAGAGCAGAGCCCGGACGAGUGUGGGUCGGGCUAGCAGAGAGUCGUAGCAGUGACUGUCUACUGGAGGGCGCCAAUCCAAGUGUCAGCCACCAUACUGAUGACAUCACAACAGAAAACACAGACUCCCAGCCUUCAGACUCUAGCCCCGCCUCCCAAAAGAAAGUGGGCGUGUCUGGUAGUGUGAUUGACAGGCUGAGGUCUCCUGGUACAGUGAGGAAACUCUCCCUAAAGAUGAAGAAACUUCCUGAACUGCGCCGCAAACUCAGCCUUCGCUCCUCGUCUCGUGCCCUUCGCCAGGGAAAUGACAGCAGAGGGGGUGGGGAUGAGUCAGCCAGUAAAAAUACAUCAUCGUCAUCUGCCUUGUCCAACCAGAAUGUGAUCAGCAGAUAUCACCUGGAUAGCUCCGCCCCUCCAACCAGACCGCUGCGACGAUCAUCAAGAGGGCGCUCCACCAGUAAAGGAGGUUAUCUUAGUGAUGGGGACUCCCCCGAGCUGCUCCCACGGCAACAGGCCCUUCCCCUUACAACUUCCCAGGAAACGGCAUGCGACGUCAGCUCUUUCCGAUUGUACGUGGGCUCUGAUCCACAACGAUGCAGCCAGCGGGUGACGGGUUUACUGACUGUCCAUCUGAUGGGCCUGGAGGAGAUGAAGACCAGCAGGUCAGAGGACAGUAAGGAGGUCUUCCUGGCCAUCCAGAUCGACGGGGUGACGAGAGCGAGGACUGCCCUCCUGACGCUGCGAGGCUCCGCCCUCUCAUUAAACCACGCCUUCCACCUGGAGCUGGAGAGAGCCCGGCAGCUUCGGAUAGUGGUGUUAACACCAGCCAAUCCACAAGCAGUGGGCGGGUCUAAAUCAGGGACAGAUCAGGGUCAGACUUCAGGUGGUCCAACCAGAAACCGAGUCUGCUGUCUGGGUGGAGUCUCCAUCCCUCCACUCUUUAAAGGGAGUCGAAGUCAGCAGCUCUGUGUGAAGUUGGAGCCCAGAGGUCUUCUUUAUGUCAAACUGUCACUGCAAGAAAAAUGGGACACACAGCCCAGCACUGACACAUCAGUGCCUUCUAAUGUGUUUGGGGUUGAACUUCACCAUCUAGUGGAGAAAGAAGGAUCUGCAUCCCCAGUCCCUCUACUGAUCCAGAAAUGUGUGGCAGAGAUAGAACGAAGAGGACUGAAGGUGGUGGGUCUGUACAGACUGUGUGGUUCUGCUGCGGUGAAGAAGGAGCUCAGGGACUGGUUUGAGAGGAACAGUUCAGCCGUGUGCCUCAGCGAGGACCUCUACCCUGACAUCAACGUCAUUACAGGUAUACUGAAGGACUACCUGCGGGAGCUGCCAUCUCAGCUCAUCACCAGGACUCUGUACCAGGUUGUCAGGGAGGCCAUGACCCUACAACCCCCACCUUCCCCACCUGCAACCCCAGAUCCUCAGAUGGCCCAGAGCACUGUGGAGCUGCUGUCCUGUCUGCCACAUCCAGAGAGGGCCACCCUGUCUCUCCUGCUAGACCACCUCAGCCUGGUGGCGUCCUUCAGCUCGUCCAACAGGAUGACACACCAGAACCUCGCUGUCUGCUUUGGCCCAGUGCUCCUCACCCCAACCCAGGAAGCGUGGAGGGGGGGAGGAGGAGGCGCAGGGAGGGGAGGAAGAGGAGUGGGGAAAGGAUUCGGUCAUGGUGAAGAAAUAGCAAGUGCGGUGGAUUUCAAACGACACAUCGAGGCGCUGCACUACCUGCUGCAGCUGUGGCCAGUGCCGACCCAUCGAGUCCCAGCAGAUGAUCACAUCAAAGUGUCCCCGCCUCCCUCCCCAGCCCUCACCCAUAACCCCCUGCUCCAGCAGCAGCAUCGGAAACCUGCGCUGCGAUUGGCUCUGCCCCAGAACCCAGAGGAGGUGGUGGUGUCACGUCGAGGUCGAGGCGGUCUGGCCCGGCUGGAGAGUCCGCCACCGAUCAAUCGGUACGCCGGAGACUGGAGCGUCUGUGGACGAGAUCUUCUGUCCGGACAGGAGGCUGAUUAUGACGAGGUGGCAGGAAGUGAGAGUGACGGAGGCAGCGGGGAUGAAGAGGAGGAGAAGAAGGAGGCGUGGUCGUCAGGAGGAGGAGAAGGAGGAGGUCUGUAUGUGGAUGAGUUCCUGGAUUUCGACGCUCCAUUUAACUGUCGACUCAGCCUAAAGGACUUCGACACUUUGAUCCACGACCUGGACCGAGAGCUGGCCAAACAGAUCAACAUCUGUCUGUAGGAGGAGGAGGAGGAGGUGGUCUGUUCAUCAGUCAACUUUCUUCUUCUUUAAUUUGAUAUCAACUUCUAAAACUUUCUCACAUUCAGAAGUCAGAGUCUGAAAUAUUUUUUACUUAAUUCCCUGAUUUAAUGCUUUGCUUCAAGGUUCCUCAACAGUCCCAGGAGUAUCAAACAACUACAACUCUGUUACAGCAGACUGACCUCAAAUCAGCUGCUAGUUUGACCUCUGACCUCCUCACGGCUUCCUCUGAUCGCUGAAGCUGAAGAGACUCCAUCAGGAAACCAGACUGAAACCAGCCAAAGAAAAAUAAUCUGCGUAUUUUCUUGUAAAUUGUUGACAUGUCUCUAUUUUCAGAACGACAGUUUUCUCUAAUAAUAACUUUAAAUUCCAUAAAUUCACCUUUAUGAGAUAAAUGUGAUGUGAGAUUUGGAAGUUGGUGAACGUAUGUCCAUCAGCGGGAAGUGAUGAGUUUAACUCAAAGACAAGAUGGAUGCCGUUCUCAAUGUUUCCUGCUGGUCAGCAUGGAGGAUGAGCCCCAGUCUGUGCCAAAAGUCUAAAUCAAACCAGAUUAAUUUAUUUUUCUGAUCCAAAGAUGAGCGCAGCUUCAGAGUUCAUAUGAAGGAGAGGUUUGAGCCACACUGUCGGUUCAUAACCUUAUUAUUAUUAAUGUACAGAUGUUCUGAUGAUAAAGACCUUCUGAAGUCACACAAGUGAAGUGAACUGUGUUGUUCUGGGUAUCAGGGUCGGAUCAUGCCGGAGUGAACCGGGGCUGUUUGCACUGUUGAAGCCAUAUUUUCACUUGCUGUAAGUUUAAGUUGAAGAGCACAACCUGCAGUCAGAGUUCCCCUCACUCCGAUCAGUUGACAUGUGUUUAUAUUUAUUCUCCUUUCUUUGAGAGACCUUUGAAUUUGCUGCGAUGUGACAUCUGCAGAGCUCCUGAAAGGUCCCAGUGGAAAUGUUUUUCUGAACUGUCGCGUUUCCUCACAGGAUCUGAACCUUGUUGUUCUGUCAGAUGUGCAGGAGGAUACUGGAGUUGUGGUUGCAGCUGCUGUCAGACCUCUGGCUUCUUCUGAAAAUAUAGAUCAGAAGGAGUAAAAAAUGAAUUGCCAAAGAACAGAAAAAAGAAAUCCCGCUGUGAUCUUUUCAGGUAUUAAGGUAGUCUCAGCAGAUAGUCAGCUGUUUGUGAUGAAAAGAAGCUUCAGAAAAAUGUUUCAGGGGUCCAUGGCUCCAUAUAAACUCUGACUCCGCUGGCUGUGUUUUAGCAUCAUUAGCAUGUAGCAGUAGCACGUAGGUCGACUGUUUGUAGCUGCUUUUAUCUUUAAAAUGUCAAUGAUGACCUGAAGGGAGAGUAGGAGGAGCUUAACAUACCACGCCCACUGCAUCUGUUUUCAUCUGAACAGACAAUAAAUAUCUGAAGUUUCACAACAUUUUCAAACUAAGAAAGCUCAGGAAGAAAAUCAUGAAGCAUGUUGAGCUGAGCAAACGAACACAAAUCUUGACUUGUGCAGUAACGAUGUUUAGAUUCUGUUCUGUUGUUGGUCGUGUUAAAGCCAUAUUCCUCCAAACGGGUUUGCAGGUAUCUGUCAUUCCUGCAGGUUUCUGUUGGUCCUGCAAGUUAUUGUCACCCCAUGCCAAUAUGAUAACGCUGCAUUUUCAGGACCCCCGCAGUCCUGGGACCACAGUUCUAGGGCCGCAGUUCUUUUGAGACAACGGCAUCUAGUGGAUUGUUGAUGGUAAUGCACAGCAACACGAAGGAUGUUAACGCUGUUAGCUGUAGGGUUAACCGGUCAUCAUGCAUAUAAUGAUCACCCUGUGAUGGUUAGGAGAAUUGGCUUUGGGGCUGUCAAGAGUAACAUAGCUAGCUGGCAGUAUCAAAGAAAGAAAGGGUCCUACAAAUGCAUUUCUGGUCCGAAGAUUGCGAUCCUGAAACUGCAGCCUCUGGUACUGCAGCUACAUAUUAAUCCCCCUCGCAGGUUUCUGUCACCCCUCGUAGGUUUCUGCUGGUCCUGCAGGUUUUUGGCGCCCCUUGCAGGUUUCUGUAGCCCCUCGCAGGUUUCUGCUGGUCCUGCAGGUUUCUGUAGCCCCUCGCAGGUUUCUGCUGGUCCUGCAGGUUUCUGUAGCCCCUCGCAGGUUUCUGUCGCCCCUCUGGUCCUGCAGGUUUCUGUAGCCCCUCGCAGGUUUCUGUCGCCCCUCUGGUCCUGCAGGUUUCUGUAGCCCCUCGCAGGUUUCUGCUGGUCCUGCAGAUUUCUGUAGCCCCUCGCAGGUUUCUACUGGUCCUGCAGGUUUCUGUCGCCCCUCGCAGGUUUCUACUGGUCCUGCAGGUUUCUGUCGCCCCUCGCAGGUUUCUGCUGGUCCUGCAGGUUUCUGUAGCCCCUCGCAGGUUUCUACUGGUCCUGCAGGUUUCUGUAGCCCCUCGCAGGUUUCUGCUGGUACUGCAGGUUUCUGUCGCCCCUCUGGUCCUGCAGGUUUCUGUAGCCCCUCGCAGGUUUCUACUGGUCCUGCAGGUUUCUGUCGCCCCUCUGGUCUUGCAGGUUUCCUGAGCAACAGAAUGAUGUGAGCUGCAGCCGGUCUUCAGUAUUUUCAUGGUACAGAGUUUCUAACUGUGAUGUGUUUGUGAAGCCACAGAACGAAGAAGAUGCCAUACUCAGUGUUAACGAUGAUGUUGUUGUUUUGAUGUUUUCUGUUUGUCGAUAUUUGACAGUAUUAUUUUGUUUUGCACAACUUCAAUAAGCACUUAUGUUUUUUAUUUUGUUUCUAUGCAGAUGAUGUAACCAAAGUGUUGAAGCACAGUUCUUGUUGGAACAGACCUGUCUGUACAACUUAUUAACCUGACCAACUAUUAAACACAUUAUUAUUAUUAUUA